AUGGACCUCAAUGAUGUUCACAUUCUGCAGAGAAGGCCACUGAUGGGCAGGGCCGGUGUUUUCGUCACGGGCAUCGCCAACUCGGCCACAAACGCUGCUUCCAACGGAGAUGGUCUGCCAAAUCUCAACCUCAGUAAUGGCACGUGCUAUUCCGCGCCCGGCAAGCAAAUGGACAGCCGCUUUAUUCCCUGUGGCAACGCCGCCGCCGGGAUCCAGACCUGCUGCUGGGAGGGCGACAACUGUCUGUCUGACAAAGCCUGCUUCGGCAUCCACGACGGCGGCUACAGCACGUACUUGGCCGGCUGCACCGACGCCGAAUGGGACAUGAGCGAUCCUGGUGUCAGCGCUGCUUGUCCCGUCAAGCCAGACCCGUACGGCUCAGAGCCGUGGGUUGGUCUGGCCUACUGUGGCAACAACGACACCGGACACGAGCAGUGGAUCCCGUGCCCGCAGGCCGACUCGCCGACGACGAUGCGGUCCCCGGGCCCCUGCGUAUGCCCAACGAUUACACAGCAGCGCAUUGUGGCCUUUACAGACGGACCCACGCUGGGGUCCUAUGCCAGCCUGCCGACGAGUCCCGGUGGGAGCAUUAUGUGGUUCCCGCCGUACUCGCCGACGUACGCAGUGACGGCGACGGAUGCGUUGGGGGGGAAGGGAGGAUCAUCGUCAUCAGGCGGGCCACCAAAAUCAACAUCCAGCACGCCUAUGCAUAAAACAUCUUCUACACCGUCCACGUCGCCGUCCACGACACCAUCCACGUUAUCAUCCACAUCUCCCUUAAAGUCAACAUCGACAUCACCUUUGAAAACAACAUCGAUAUCACCAUCCACAUCACCAUCCACAUCACCACCCACAUCACCACACACGCCACCACCCACGCCACCACCCACGCCACCAUCCACAUCAUCGCCCACGUCACCCUCCCCAUCACCAUCCACAUCAUCCACCAAGAACACAUCCUUAAUCGUUGGUGUCAGUGUGGGCGUCGUUGCAUUUGUGGUUUUGGCUCUCUUGGGCGCAUUUUACUUUCUCAAGAAGGCCAGGUGGUGGCGGCAACGGGGAGCAGCAGACCAGCUCGAAGGGGCGGUUGGCGGCAACGGGGGACCGGCCGGGUUUGGUGGCGGUUAUAUGGAUGGAAAGCCGACAACUGGCGCCGACUUCAAAACGAUGGGGGCAUCGACUUUUCCGGAUACGUACAUGUCCAUUGCGGUUCCGGAGUUGGAGAACCGGCCGGCAAGACCUUGGUCUCUGCGGUCAGAGCUUGACGGUGCAACUGCUACCGCUACCGCACCGACUGCCAACAAGAACGAUACCCGGACCAGCAUUGGCACAUUGCUGUCUUCACCGCCGGCCUCUCCUCCGCUGAUGGGAGAUUUGUACGAGAGUUCGACGGUAAGCAGCCUACACGGCCAACUAACGGGACAAACAACAGGGCAGACUGCAGCCAACGGUUGGAACAGAGGCAGCCAACAUCCAGGAGCGCCGACUGUUGCGACACUUGUGGAGCUGGAAGGGUAA
Sporothrix schenckii 1099-18 is the source of this 1518-nucleotide messenger RNA. RefSeq lists its product as uncharacterized. The coding region runs from base 1 to 1518 and encodes 505 amino acids. Lineage: Eukaryota; Fungi; Ascomycota; Sordariomycetes; Ophiostomatales; Ophiostomataceae. The record is from RefSeq and is a predicted model, not a curated record. The transcript has a single exon.